CAAAUCAGUUUAAAACUUCGCUGAGCACAAAAACACCAAAUAAUGCGAUUCUUAAUUGUCGUUGCUCUUGUGGCCUUUUUGGCUGUUAACCUUGUGGCUGCUCGACCAGCUGAGGAUGAGGAGUCCUCCGUCCAGAACAACACUAGUGAGGAUUCGAACUCCGAUGCUGCCGAGGAAGAACCUGCUGUUGAAGAAAGUCACGAUUCUGGAAAUGAGGAUAACCAGGAUGAAGAAAAUAGCGAGGACAAUCAGGAGGAGUCAGAUAAUGAAUCAAACGGAGAUGAUGAGGAAGAAACCAACGGGUCUGAUGAUAAUACCGAAUCGGAUAAUAAUAACGAUUCAGAAGGCGAUCAGGAGCAGGAUGCUCCACCCAAGAAGCAGAUUCGAACAUUCGGACCUCUCCUCAUCCAAGCAAGGCCCCUUUUCCUCGAUUAAUAACACGUGUUUUUAAAAUAUCCAUAAACAAAAUGCUUUAAAAUUAUACUACAAUUAAAACAAUAAAUAAAUUAAAUAUA
Molecule: messenger RNA, 515 nt
Organism: Drosophila sechellia
Lineage: Eukaryota; Metazoa; Arthropoda; Insecta; Diptera; Drosophilidae
Exons: 1
Coding region: 43-435 (130 amino acids)
Source: RefSeq, a predicted model, not a curated record